GCAGGCGACGAGAAAAUUUGGAAAUCACCACUCAGCAGACUGUGUUGAACUUUGAAUGAAUCAUUCUGUUAAUUUGAGAUACGAACGAAACGAAAUUUACAACUACGAUUUUAAACUAGAUAGUAAUUAUAAAUCGGAUAACUCCAUUUUUAUUUGCGUUGUUGAAGCUAGCAAAGCAGCAUGGCUGCUUCGCCCGAAGUCCGUUUAAAGCGUUUCCUGCACUACGGCAGUGAGCUUCCUGUCUACAACGCGUCUCGCGGACUGCUCACCUUCACCGACAAGUCGUGUCCCUCAAUUCCCACACUCAUAGAAGCCGGCAAGGAUAAGGAAGUCGGUCUGCAAAUUGUUAAGGCACACAGCGAUGGGUACGCAGUACGCAGGGAGGCCCUGCUAUACGCAAUGGCCAUCUGUGCCCUCAACAAGAAGUCAGACACCCUCAGGGAAAUGAUCUACAAUGGCGUCAAAACGGUCUGCGCCAAAGCCGAGGAUUUGUUCCUGUUUUUCGUCUAUCUGCAAGAGCUCAACAAUAACAAACUCAAUUCGGGUAAGGGUUUGAGAAGAUUGAUAUCCGAUUGGUAUUUGAAGAGAGACGUGAUGGAGUUCGCUGAGAUAGUUUCGAAAAAACGAGGCUACUUUCACUGGUCACAUGUCGAUCUAAUGAAGAUAGCACAUAUCAAGACGGAUGACCCUGCGAAACAAGUGGUGAUAGCGUACGCAUUUAAGAACGGCAACAACAUAAAAGAACUGAAGGAGAAGUAUAAGGGCGUGAAAGAGGCGGCGCCGGUGCUGCAGUACCUGAAGGUGGCGUCCGAGGUGCGCUACUCGAAGGACCCCAAGACGGUGUCACGUGCCAUUGAGGCCAACUCGCUGUCACUGGGGCAUCUGCCGCAGCACACCAAGGAGAUAUUGUACUCUGAGGAGGUGUGGUGUUCGCUUCUGACGGGCAUGCCCCUGGAAGAGAUGCUGGACAACCUGCAGUACGUGUCGCGUCACCAAAUGUUGCGCGCCGUGCCGCGCGGCCAGAGCAAACUGCUGACUCGGCGCUACUGCGACGCGCUCGGCAACACUAAGACGCUUGCCGAGUCCAACGUACAUCCUGCGCGCAUACUAAUCGAACGCUCAACCUACCAGCUCAUUGCCAAAGAAAAGAUUGGUCUUGCUGCAAAACUCAAGCAUUCAGCUGUGGUUCGGAAGCCACCUCCUCCAAAUGAGGAAAUCAUCGAAGAGCUCGGUAAACUCAUGGACUCUGCAUUCAAGUUGCUGGUGCCGACCGGUCAACGUUACGUGGUGGGAUUGGAUGCAAGAAUACUUAUGUUUGCGAGACGAUGCUGGAAAAAUCGCUACGUGAACUGCGCUGAUGCUGCAGCCUUGCUGGCAUUGAGUCUUGUGCGUUGCGAGCGGGAGGUGACGGUAGGCCUGUACGGUGGAUCACAAGCGCCUUUCAAGCCUGUGCAGUUGGGCACAAAUGAGUCACUCGAUUCGUUGCUUGCUAAGAUGAAAGCAUACCAGACCGACGAUGCAUCCAUUCUUGCAGCGAUGUUAGCGGGCGGGGCGGCUGCGGCAGGGGCGGAGACGGGCGGCGCCAAAGUGCCGCUGGCGUCGCAGAUGCUGGAGUGGGCUGAGACGGAAGGGGUAGUGGCCGAUGUGUUUGUGGCCAUAGGUGAGAGCCAGCUCACCACCGUCAACCUCAACUGCCAGAUCAACAAGUACCGCAACGCGGUCAACGCACCCAAUGCUAAACUGGUUCACGUGCAUCUGAACGGCCCCGCUAAGGUAGCAGACAAAUCGAGGGGCAAUGGACUGUUGGCCAUACAUGGAUUUGACAAGAACGUACCGAGAGUGAUCGAGGCAUUCGCUCGAGGCGCCUUCUAAGGGCUCGAGCCACACACUUUAGUCGAGCCUCAUCAAAGUCUAUCGCAGUUAUAAGUGAAGUUCGGAGUUUACAGUAAGUGAGAAGUUCAUAUUUGUGGCUAAAACAUUCAAGGUUGUUGGCUUGAGCUAAUUCUUGAGUCAAAAAGUAAAGUCAACACAGUCUAUCAAAGUAAAGUUAAUUAUUUCAAAGUCCAUCACAGUUAUAAGUGAAGUUUACCAUUUCGGAGUUUACAGUAAGAGUGAAAUUCAUAUUUGUGGCUAGAGCAAUCUAUACAAACGGUUGAUUUGAGCAAAUUCUUGAGUCAAAAUUUGAAGUUAACACAGUCUGUCAAAGUUUGCUGAAUUCAGCGUUAAAAAUAAGUGAGAAGUUCAUAUAUGUGUAGCCAACAAAACAAUCUAUAUUUAAGGUUGUUGAAUUGAGUUAAAAGGUCAAGUUAACAAAUUUCAUCAAAGUUCAGUAUGAGGUUUCCCGAGUUUAGCGGUGAAAGUAAGUAGGAAGUUUAUUAUUUUUAUUAAGCAUUUUAUAUUCAAGUUUGACUUGAGUUAAUUAUUGAGUUAAAAGGUCAAUUUAACAAAUUUUAUCAAAGUUCUAUAUGAAGAUUCCAGAGUUGAACUGUGGAAGAAAGUGGAAAGUGGAAGUUCAUUAUUUGUGGCAAACAAUCUAUAUUCAUUGUUUACUUGAGUUAUUUUUGUAGUUAAAACGUGAUGUUAACAAAUUUUAUCAAAGUUCAUAAGGAAAUUCCCCGAGUUUAACUGUGAAAGAAAGUGUGAAGCACAUUUGUAGCUAUUGGAAAAUCUGGUUCCAAAGUAGAAUUGAGUGUAAACUUCGGGCAAGGAAAACUUAAUCAUUGAUUUUAGAUAAUCACACAAAUUAUAUCAAAGUAGAAUUUAUGAAGUUAAACUUGAAGACCAGAAGUUUAAAAGGUUUGAAGUUCACAAAAAUUAACGUUCAACAAAUAUUGUAUAUUAAAGCUCGAAUGAAGUUAUAGUCUUUUAAGAACUUGUAAAAAAAGAGUUUUUAUUGAAGCUCUGAGCAUACUUGUGAAAUUCACCAAGUUGAAAAUAACCUCUAUCAGAGUAGAUUAAGCUGUUGAAUUUAUUGAAAACUAAUUCAUAUUUUCAAUCUUAAAACCCCAAGUUUUUUUAUCAUUGUUGAUGAUUUUCUUUUAACUGAGUUGAUUUCUGAUCAAGUAUUUAUAUAUUUAUUUAUUCAACACAUGAAUUACUUUACUAAAUUUUUAUCAAUUUUGAUGAUUUUCUUUUAACUGAGUUGAUCUCUGAUCAAGUAUUUAUUUAUUUAUUCAACACAUAAAUUACUUUACUGAAUUUUUAUCAAUUUUAAUGAUUUUCUUUUAACUGAUAUUUUCAACUGAGUUGAUUUCUGAUGAAGUAUUCAUUUAUUUAUU
This is a messenger RNA of Nilaparvata lugens (brown planthopper), 3278 nucleotides long. Its product is annotated as 60 kDa SS-A/Ro ribonucleoprotein. The transcript has 11 exons. Gene Ontology annotation, cellular component: ribonucleoprotein complex. The coding region runs from base 181 to 1872 and encodes 563 amino acids. Gene Ontology annotation, molecular function: RNA binding. Lineage: Eukaryota; Metazoa; Arthropoda; Insecta; Hemiptera; Delphacidae. The record is from RefSeq and is a predicted model, not a curated record.